This is a messenger RNA of Alosa alosa (allis shad), 2703 nucleotides long. RefSeq names its product protocadherin 20 (gene pcdh20l). The record is from RefSeq and is a predicted model, not a curated record. The transcript has 2 exons. NCBI's taxonomy places the organism in Eukaryota, Metazoa, Chordata, Actinopteri, Clupeiformes, Clupeidae. Gene Ontology annotation, molecular function: calcium ion binding. Gene Ontology annotation, biological process: homophilic cell-cell adhesion. Gene Ontology annotation, cellular component: plasma membrane. Bases 86 to 2602 code for a protein of 838 amino acids.
GUGGUGUCUGGUGCAAGCACAUUGUGGCUUCUCACCUGUUAACAUGUUUUAAAGUAGCCAGCUGGGCCAUGGGAUUUGCGAUAACAUGAAUACCGUUGUCCUACUACAGAAAGUGCUUUUUGUGGUUAUUUUAAAGCAAACAGUGUGCAGUACACUGCGUUUCCAAGUCGAAGAGGAACAGCAGGAAGGUGUCUACAUUGGAACUAUCAGCAGAAACUAUCUGGGCCCAUACCUGCUGCAUGAUGAGGACUUCAUAAGUCUACAUGAAAACACCGGCAACCUGUAUACUACCAAGCAGAUCAUAGAUAGAGAGAGCGUGUGCCCUCCUCAGCAGCAUGGUGAUUGCACCAUAACCCGCUAUGCUGUUGUUGGCCCACAGAACAUCACAGAAGUCAUAGAGAUCAUACUGAAUGUGGCAGACAUCAAUGACAAUGCCCCAUAUUUCCCUGAGCAUGCCAUGCGCUUGAGUGUGGCAGAGGAUGUAAGUGUUGGGACAAGUUUCGUCUUGGAUGGUGAAGCUCAGGAUAUGGACUCUGGAAUCAAUGGUGAGAUAAGUUACCAUUUGCAGGAUGAUAGUGAAUUCUUCUCUGUGAUAGAGGAUGGACCCUCUCUGGUGCUUGUUUUGCAAAAGGAAUUGGAUCAUGAAAUUCGGGAUAAGCAUCAGAUGACUGUUAUUGCUACAGACCAUGGUCAGAGACCACUCAGCAGCAGUGCCACAGUGAUAGUUACUGUGUCUGAUGUCAAUGAUAAUUGCCCAGAGUUUGAUCCAGACAUUCCCCAUUCAGUGACCAUCAAUGGAAACACCCCCAAGGGCUCAUUCAUUGCCCAGAUGAAAGCCACAGACAGAGAUGCAGGCCGCAAUGCCGCCAUAGACUACUCGUUUAGCAGGAAGAACUCAGAGAAGGCCAUGGCCUUGUUCCAUCUGGACCGACACAGUGGACUGAUCACCUUAGCUGAUGACGUUCAGGCUGACAGCCCGCAGGAGUUUGUGCUGAAAGUCCUCGCCAGCGGGCCCCUCUGCUCCCCCGUCGCCUCCAAGGUAACCAUAUCUGUGCAGCCAAAGACAGGGCCCGAGCCGGUGAUCGAGAUCAGGUUCAUAGCCGAGCAUGAAAACCAGACUAUACUGUUACAGGAGAACAUGCCACCAUCAGCCCUGGCCCUUUUAGAGCUGCGAGACGGCCCCAGCGGCUGCACCCUCUCCAUCGAGGAAGACGUGCCAUUUUCCCUAAAACCACAAACUCAAAAUAGUAACUAUCUCCUUUCAACAUCAAAGCCACUUGACUUUGAAAUGCGUUCUGAAUACCAUGUUAUCGUUGUCAUUGCAAACACCCAGGGCAAGCAUCUGACACAGAGGAAGGUGAUCAAAGUGCUGCUAGUUGAUGUGAAUGAUAAUGCCCCGCAGUUCAGUCAAACACACUAUCAGGUACAUGUGGAGGAGAACAAUAAGCCAGGGGCCAACAUUCUUCAGGUCAGGGCGUUUGAUCCAGACAGUCAGCAAAAUGGAAGGCUAUUUUACAGACUGAGCGAGAGCACAUCCCCGAUUUUUCAUGUGGACCGCGUGACGGGUGAGCUGACGGUGUCAGUCUCUCUCGACCGAGAGCAGCGUGAGUUUUACUCAGUGACUGUGCUGGCCCGAGACAAUGGCUCCCCACCGCUGGAAACGGCAGCGUCUGUGUCUGUCCACGUGCUGGACCAGAAUGACAAUGUGCCCGCUUUCCUCACACCUCACUUCAUUUUCUUCGUGCUGGAGAGCGUCCCCCGUUUGGCGCCUGUGGGAAAAAUUGGGGUGACGGACAUGGACCAAGGUGCCAACGGGCACAUGGAGGUGCGCGUGUUUAACGGCACUGGCCCUUUCGUGAUGGACAACGCCCAGGGAAUGCUGCGCUGCACGAAACAGCUGGACCGUGAGGAGCGGGACCAUUACGAACUCUUCCUGGUGGCGGUAGACGGGGGCAGCCCCGUGCUGUCUGCCACCGCCCAGGUCACGAUUUACGUGGAAGACGUCAACGACAACUGGCCCCAGGUGAUCCUGCCCCGCAGCAACCUCACCUGCCUCACCGUGCUGCCGUCCACCCCAGCCGGCUCUAUGGUCACUCGCAUCUACGCUGUGGACGACGACUCGGGGAUCAACUCAGACAUCACCUACCAUCUUGUCGGCAGCGAGCCGGCGCAAAACUGCCCGUUCCAAAUCGACCCGCACUCGGGCAACAUUUCACUCGCCCAGCGUCUGAUGGGUCAGGACUAUGGGAUGCACCACCUCUUCAUUGUGGUGAGCGAUGGGGGGAAGCCAACCCCACUCCAGACCCCAGUGUGGGUUAACCUGCUGGUCAAUGAGACACUGGCGCAGUGUCACCUAAACAGUGUUCCAAAGAGCCUGCCAAGCACACUCCCGCGGCCCACUGUGCCAAAUCGGUGUGAGACCAGUGAGCAGUAUGGUCAGAAUCCCAAGUUAAUACUACUCCUUGGCUUGGGCAUGGUCGUUUUAUCUCUGUGUCUCUUAUCAAUUGCCGUGGGGCUGUUUGUGAAGCAGAAGAACAUGAGGCAUCAUGUAAAGGCUCGUGAAAGGAUCCCUCUGAGGGACAAACAUUGCUCUGAUCACUGAGAAAAAGACUGAUUUGUGUAGUUGCAGAAUCAUUUACACCUUCAGCUCUACGGAGAACAUAUUUUUUAUCUACACAAAUCUCUAUGCAAAUCUGUAUUCUG